This is a messenger RNA of Colletotrichum orchidophilum, 1629 nucleotides long. Its product is annotated as DEAD/DEAH box helicase. NCBI's taxonomy places the organism in Eukaryota, Fungi, Ascomycota, Sordariomycetes, Glomerellales, Glomerellaceae. Gene Ontology annotation, molecular function: nucleic acid binding; RNA helicase activity; ATP binding. Bases 1 to 1629 code for a protein of 542 amino acids. The record is from RefSeq and is a predicted model, not a curated record. The transcript has a single exon.
AUGCCGUCCGCUGCAACCCCCAGACGACCGGGCCCCGCGGCCGAACAUGAGGACCCGGCAUCCUCUUCCGCCAACUCUUCCAGCUCCGAGUCCGAAUCCGACUACCUCGACAGUCCCGCCUCGCGCAAGAGACGGAGGACCGACCCCACAGCCGAACCGGAUCUAGGAGAUCUCGAGAACGACGAUGGCGAGGAGGAGGAGGAGGAGGAGCUCAAGACCGUCGUAUCUACCAUCAAAGCUCCGUCAAGAUUCAAGCGCGCUGCCGACCAAGCUCCCCAGACCUCGCGCCCAGCGCCGUCGCAAAACGCAAUCACCGCACCAACAGAUCCCAAUACCACCUUCUCUGCCAUAAAUGUGCGGCCGUGGCUUGUGCAGUCGUUGGCCAACAUGGCAAUCAAGAGACCGACGGGCAUUCAGAAGGGCUGCAUACCAGAGAUUCUGAAGGGCAGGGACUGCAUCGGUGGAAGCAGGACAGGUUCCGGUAAAACGGUGGCCUUUGCCGUGCCUAUACUGCAAAAAUGGGCAGAGGAUCCCACGGCCAUCUUCGGAGUUGUCUUGACGCCCACCCGCGAGCUCGCUCUGCAGAUAUUCGAGCAGUUCAAGGCCAUUUCCUCCCCGCAGAGUCUCAAAAUCGUCCUCAUCACCGGUGGCUCCGACAUGCGGCCGCAGGCCAUCGCCCUGGCGCAACGCCCCCACGUCGUCAUCGCUACGCCCGGUCGUCUCGCCGAUCACAUUCGCACCUCGGGCGAGGACACCAUCUGCGGGCUACGCCGCGUAAGGUACGUCGUCCUCGAUGAAGCCGAUCGCCUCCUCGACGGCACCGGGCCCGGCAGCAUGAUCCCCGACGUUGAGGAGUGCCUCUCCGUCCUGCCGCCCUCCUCGCAGCGCCAGACGCUCCUCUUCACCGCCACAAUCACCCCCGAGGUCUGCGCCCUCAAGGACAUGCCGCUCAAGCCCGGCAAGCAACCCGUCUUCGUCUGCGAGGUCGACACCCAGGCCCUCGCCAUCCCCGCGACCCUCUCCCAGAUGCACCUCCAGGUCCCCGUUACUCACCGCGAGCACUACCUCCACACCUUCCUCCUAACUGACGGCAACGUCGACAAAUCCAUCAUCAUUUUCUGCAACCGCACCUCCACGGCGGACUACCUCCACCACCUGCUGCGCAUGCUUGACCACCGCGUAACCUCGCUGCACUCCGCCCUGCCCCAGCGCCAGCGCGUCGACAACCUGGGCCGCUUCCGCGCCGCCGCGGCCCGCAUCCUCGUCGCCACGGACGUCGCCUCCCGUGGUCUGGAUAUCCCCGAGGUCGGGCUUGUUAUCAACUACGACAUACCCCGCAACCCGGACGACUACAUCCACAGGGUCGGUCGUACGGCACGUGCGGGACGCAAGGGUGAGGCGGUAACAUUUGUCGGGCAGAGGGACGUUGAGCUCGUGCUGGCGAUUGAGGCGCGUGUCGGGCGGGAGAUGGAGGCCUGGAAGGAGGAGGGUGUCAAUUUGGAGACGCGCGUGCUGCGGGACGCGCUCAAGCUCGUCAGCGAGAAGAAGAGGGAGGCGUUGUUAGAGUUGGAGGAGGGGAGGGAGGUUGGUGGCAAGAGGAAGAGGACGAAGCAGAAGCUCAAUGCUUGA